Fusarium sp. VM40 is the source of this 2454-nucleotide messenger RNA. The record is from the annotation of a GenBank genome assembly. Lineage: Eukaryota; Fungi; Ascomycota; Sordariomycetes; Hypocreales; Nectriaceae.
AUGCUGUCGGCCAGGGGAAUCCGAAAUGUUUGCCCAAGGUGCAAUACAUCUUCUUUGACAGUGUCUUCCCGGUUUUACUCUAUUUCCAGUCCUUCACUUCGCACACGACGUAUUUCUCCAUUCCAAUACCCCCAGUCCAAUAGGAAUGCAGCAAUUACACAGGCCUUUUCAACGUCAAGAUAUUUGCGACAAGAAGGUCAAGCCGCGGGGCAGGCCUCGCCAGAAGAGAUUGAACAAAUUGUUCGGGAUGCCAAGCAGCGGUUUCGAGACACUUUGCCUAAAGGAUACUUGAAUGACGAAGAAUAUGCGGUAUACGAACGAUUGUACGGAGCGCCGUUGCGCGAGACGAGACCCGAAGAUGUUGGUAUUCCAGAACACGCGGAUAUGGGAUUUCAAGCACCACGACCGGAUAACGAGGGUACUCUACUACGACAGCUGGAGGGCGGGGAGUUCGAAGAGAUCACUUAUGAGAUUCCCAUCAACGCGGAUAUUGAGGAAUUGGACGAGACAGCACCAGAGCCCCAUUCAGCCGACUUCUCGGUUGAAGAAAUUGCGAAUCAGGUCCCAGACUAUGUCGAUUUAGUCGCCAGGAGCCAGCGGGAGUACGACGCACUGCAAAAACUCUCAGCGGACUUCAAGAACACACAACAACAGCAACAAGAGGCCGAAGAGGCCGCCGCCAGAGAGGAGGAGCUUGCAAGGGAGCAGCUAGAGGAAGAUGAACAGCCGUAUUGGCCCGAGGAGGACGAAUUGAGUGAAAGGACGUCUGGAGAGGCAGCCCGAUUCCAUCCUUUGUCUCUUGAGGGUCGCUUUUACGAUAGUCCUGUUGAGAUUUCCCUGCCAAGAGACGAGCUUGUUAUGCCGAUUCGGGAAUUGCUACAGCGAACUCAUAUCGAGCACGUUAAAACUGCAGCCGAGAGUGCAUUCGGUGGCGCAGGCCUUCCUCUGUCUCCCGCGACACCUGAAGCUAAGCGGAAUGGAAAUAUGCAUGGCGUCGGCCUUCCAGCUGACCAACGACACAUGACUGAGAUCGAAGGAGACGCUUUCCUGGCGGGUUUCAUGCCACCAGCCUAUGCUUCCGUAAUGGCUACUCUAAGGGAGGUUCGCAAGCGAGUUGGAAGCGAGUGGAUCCAGUCCAAACUCAAAGAUGGCAAUGGUAUUAGCGUUCUUGACGCAGGAUCUGGUGGUGCUGGCUUGAUUGCUUGGGACGAGAUUGUCCAAGCAGAAUGGGAUUUAUUAAAGGAGAGCGGUCAAGUAAAGAAAGACGAUCCUCCAGGCAAGCGAACAGUUAUUAUUGGAUCAGACCGUCUACGACAUCGCGCGAAGACCUUCCUCGAAAACACUACUUUCCUACCUAGGCUUCCGGAUUAUGAGCACUCAGGAGAGAUGAAGGGUGAACAUCUCGAUGCUGGUAGCCAGCCGCAAGCCCGCAAGAGUUAUGAUGUUAUUAUCGCCUCUCAUCUGUUCCUCAAAGAGGAGCAGGACCAUUACCGACAAGCUGUUCUUAACAACCUUUGGGCGCUAUUGAACAAAGAUGGUGGUGUGCUGAUCGUUCUGGAGAAGGCCCACCCUCGAGGAUUUGAAGCUGUGGCUCAUGUUCGAGAUACAGUUCUUAAACAAUUUCUUCUUCCUCAAUCUGGAAUGCCCGAACUUACCCCUGAGGACUUUAAUCCUGCUUAUCAGCGGGAAAAGGAGCCCGGAUAUGUUGUUGCUCCUUGUACCAAUCAAGGAUUAUGCCCCAUGUACCAGACGCCUGGUAAGAGCACUGGCCGCAAAGACUAUUGCCAUUUCAGUCAGCGGUUCGUUCGCCCUAUGUUCUACACCCGAAUGCUCGGAAACAGCUUGAACAACCAAGGCGAGGUUGAGUUCAGUUAUGUGGCUAUCAGACGUGGUGUUGCUAAGGAGCGCUCUAUAACCGACAAGGAGGCGACAAAACAAGCCUUCGAAGGAUACGAAAACUCUGACGAACAUCCCGAUAUGCAGAGCCUCCCACGAGCGAUCAUGCCUCCUUUGAAGCGAAAGGGCCAUGUUACUCUCGAUCUUUGCACACCAGAAGGCAAGCUCGAGCGAUGGACUGUCCCCAAGAGUUUCAGCAAGCUAGCAUACCACGAUGCUCGCAAGUCACGAUGGGGUGACCUCUGGGCCCUCGGAGCCAAGACGCGAGUCCAACGGAAUGUUCGUGCUGGUAAGGGACCCGACGACGGUGGCAAGCGAGCUGGACAGGGCAAGAAACCUAGAAAGGUCGAGAUUGUGAUGGGACCUGGUGGCAUCAGUGCCAACGAGAAGAACGCACCUCGCGAGCGUCGUGGAAGAAACAAGUUGGAUAAGAAGGGCCGCCUGAUUCAGGAGAUCCUGGAUGCGGAGGAAGAGGAGGAGAAAAUGAUUGCCAAGCAAUUGGAUGAGGAAGUAGAUGCUGAGCUUGAGGAUGACGCCCGAAGAGGAGGCCGACCCUAG